UGGCAUGAUCAUUGAUCAUUAUUUCCAAUUACUCUCUUCAUUCCUGAAAUGAUCGUAGCAUCAAAGACAGAGAGAGAACCCAUUGUUCUAUUGGGCUACUAUGUUUUCUUCUUCCUAUGUGUCAUCAAAUCAAAGGCCAAGUGUUCAACUGGUUGUGACCUUGCCAUGGCUUCAUACUACGUGUGGCAAGGAUCAAACCUCACCUACAUCGGCAACAUCUUCGACCAGCAAAUCUCCGAGAUCCUCCGGUUCAACCCGAACGUCCCAAAUCAAGAUAGCAUUCGGGCCGGUACUCGGGUCAACGUUCCAUUCUCAUGUGAGUGCUUGAAUAGCGAUUUCAUGGGCCAUACUUUCAAGUACAUAACUCAGGUUGGUGAUACAUAUGAGAAGGUUGCUAUGGUGGCUUUUGCCAAUCUGACUACUGAGGAUUGGGUGCAUCGGGUCAACGUGUAUGAUCCGACCCGGAUACCCGAUAACGUCGAGAUCAACGUGACAGUGAAUUGUUCGUGCGGUGACAAACACGUGUCCAAGGAUUAUGGGUUGUUCGCGACGUACCCGCUUUACCCUGGGGAGAAUCUGUCGUCGGUGGCAGCGGAUUCGGAUGUUCCGGUGGAGUUGUUGCAGAGGUAUAAUCCAGGGUCGGAUUUUAGUGCAGGGACCGGGUUGGUGUUUGUGCCAGCAAAAGAUCAAAGUCAAACAUUUCCACCAUUCAAGUCCAGUUCAACAGCAAUCUCGGGUGGAGUCAUCGCUGGCAUAUCUGUUGCAGCAAUUGCUGGGGCUCUGCUCUUGGCAGGCUGUUUCUAUUUUGGAUUUUACAGAAGGAAGAAGGUGAAGAAAGAAUCAUUUCUCCUCAGUGAACAUGCUGUUGAGCUUAGGAAUGGUCCUGGAAUUACCUUGGAGAAAACUUCAGAAUCAGGUCCUCUUGUUGCUGGUGCUUCGCCAGUGCUUACAGGUAUCACUGUGGAUAAAUCUGUGGAGUUCUCAUAUGAAGAGCUUGCCAAGGCUACUGAUGACUUUAGCUUGGCUAAUAAGAUUGGUCAAGGUGGUUUUGGGGCUGUUUACUAUGCAGAGUUAAGAGGCGAGAAAGCUGCAAUUAAGAAGAUGGAUAUGCAAGCAUCAAAAGAAUUCCUUGCUGAACUGAAGGUUUUAACACAUGUUCAUCACCUGAACCUGGUACGUUUAAUAGGUUACUGUGUUGAGGGUUCCUUAUUUUUAGUCUAUGAAUUCAUUGAGAACGGCAACUUAGGUCAACAUCUUCGUGGUUCAGGGAGGGAACCGAUGCUAUGGCCUACUAGGGUGCAAAUUGCCCUUGAUUCUGCUCGAGGACUUGAAUAUAUCCAUGAGCAUACCGUUCCUGUUUAUAUCCACCGUGAUAUUAAGUCCGCAAAUAUUUUGAUAGACACAAACUUCCGCGCAAAGGUUGCAGACUUUGGACUGACGAAACUGACUGAAGUCGGGAGUGCUUCAUUGCACACACGCCUUGUGGGUACUUUUGGAUACAUGCCUCCAGAGUAUGCUCAGUAUGGUGAUGUUUCUCCCAAGGUUGACGUUUAUGCGUUUGGAGUUGUCCUUUAUGAACUAAUAUCUGCUAAGGAAGCCAUUGUCAAGACGAAUGAAACCAUUACCGAAUCAAAGGGACUCGUUGCUUUGUUUGACGAAGUUCUUAGUCAGCCUGAUCCUAGAGAAGAUCUAAGCAAAUUAGUUGACCCCAGGCUUGGUGAUAGUUAUCCCAUUGACUCAGUCCAAAAGAUGGCUCAGCUAGCCAAAGCUUGCACACACGAAAAUCCUCAACUGAGGCCAAGUAUGAGAUCAAUUGUGGUUGCACUAAUGACGCUUUCAUCCACCACCGAGGAUUGGGAUGUUGGCUCUUUCUAUGAAAACCAGGGUUUAGUCAACCUAAUGUCGGGAAGGUAGAGUGUGGUUCGUCGUGAAAACCAGGGUUUAGUGAUGCCUUGACAAACGAUACUUGUGUAAAAAGGCUUCACUGACCUCCUUCAAAUGUCAUUUGUAAAUGUCUGCAAUUGAUCUUUUCAGCGGCAACUUGCAGAAGGGUUUUAUGGAUUCUUUUUUAUUUGUUUUAUUUCAAUUUUUUGUAAAGUAAUAUUCUUAAAAGUAAAAAAAUAAAAUAAAAAAUUACGGGUGGUGAGGAUAGAAGAAGAAAAUAGCAGAAGAUGCUGAUUAGUUUGUGCGUCAUUUGAAGGUGUGUACUUGUGCUGUUGUUCAUAAUAAGAGGCCAACAAUUUGUUCUUAA
Molecule: messenger RNA, 2251 nt
Organism: Cornus florida
Lineage: Eukaryota; Viridiplantae; Streptophyta; Magnoliopsida; Cornales; Cornaceae
Product: chitin elicitor receptor kinase 1-like
Exons: 12
Coding region: 49-1914 (621 amino acids)
Biological process (GO): protein phosphorylation; innate immune response
Molecular function (GO): ATP binding; transmembrane receptor protein kinase activity
Source: RefSeq, a predicted model, not a curated record